This is a messenger RNA of Tricharina praecox, 2232 nucleotides long. RefSeq lists its product as uncharacterized. NCBI's taxonomy places the organism in Eukaryota, Fungi, Ascomycota, Pezizomycetes, Pezizales, Pyronemataceae. Gene Ontology annotation, biological process: mRNA cis splicing, via spliceosome. Bases 1 to 2232 code for a protein of 743 amino acids. Gene Ontology annotation, molecular function: RNA binding; protein binding. The record is from RefSeq and is a predicted model, not a curated record. Gene Ontology annotation, cellular component: U2-type prespliceosome; U1 snRNP. The transcript is spliced from 7 exons.
AUGUCGCAAGUCUGGCAGGAGGCUAAGGCCGCCGACGGCAAGAUCUACUACUACAAUGUGCAGACGAAGGCAACCCAAUGGACGAAGCCGGUGGAGAUGAUGAGCACGGCGGAGAGAGCAUUGCAAGAUCUCGCCUGGAAAGAACACAAGGCUGCCGAUGGGAGGGCCUACUGGUACCAUGCGCAGACGCGAGAGACCACCUGGUCGAUGCCCGAUGAAUAUCGCCAGGCGUUGGAGAAGGUGCAGGAAGCGCCGCCGCACGGGCUUCCCGCGAUGCCCGCAUUCGUCGCGGGAGGCACGCAACAGUUCGGCCAACAGCAGCAGCAGUCCCAGAAUACCGAGCGUGCACUUGCGAUUCCGGGGCAGCUGAUGGAGGCUGCGGCUGAUGGUACUGCGAGACCGAUGACGUUGCCUGCGUCCAUCACUGCGACCGACAAGAACGAGCCCCAGUAUAGCAACUUUGAUGAGGCUGAGGGUGCGUUCGUGAAGCUGUUGCGUCGUAGCAAUGUUGGCGCCGAUUGGACUUGGGAGAGGACGAUGCGUGCGAUCAUUAAGGAGCCGCAGUACCGUGCGCUGAAGGAUCCCAAGGAUCGUAAGGCCGCCUUCGAUAAGUACAUUGUCGAGCUGAAGCAACAGGAGCAAGAGAAGGCCAAGGACCGCAUUGCGAAACUGAGGCAGGAUUUCUCUGUGAUGCUCAAGAGCCACCCCGAGAUCAAAUACUACACUAGAUGGAAGACUGCGCGCGUCAUGAUUGAAGGUGAAACUAUCUUCCGUUCCACAUCCAACGAAGAUGAACGCCGACAGCUGUUCGACGAGUACAUUCACGAGCUUCGCAAAGCCGAGCAGGAGCGCGAGCAGCGUACGCGGAAGGAAGCAAUUGACGAUCUUGUGGGCUUGCUCAAGUCGCUCGAAAUGGAGCCGUACACUCGCUGGUCAGAAGCCCAGACGAUUAUCAAGCAGAAUGAACUUUUCCGGUCUGAAGAAAAAUUCCAGGCUCUCUCCAAGCUCGAUGUUUUGAACGCGUUCGAAAGCCACAUCAAAGUCCUCGAACGAGAAUUCAACGACAAAAGACAGCGUCUGAAGACCAUGAAGAACCGAAAGGAGCGCAAGAGUCGGGAAGCAUUUGUUGCUCUCCUCAAUGCACUGCGCUCAAAAGGUGAAAUCCGGGCUGGAUCCAAAUGGAAGCAAGUGUUCCCCUUGAUUAAGGAUGACGAGCGUUAUCAGAACAUGCUGGGACAAAGCGGAUCAACGCCCUUGGACUUGUUCUGGGAUAUGAUCGAGGAGAUGGAGCGUGAUGUUCGCUUGAAGAGGAACACUGUGCAAGAUGUCAUGGAGGAAAAACGCUUUGAUAUCACUGAAAGUACCUCUCUCCAAGAGUUUGCCGAAUUCCUAAAGAAAGAUUCACGCACUGCUCAGUAUGACCAGGAUACGGCCUCGGUCCUCUUCGAUAAGCUCCGCGAGAAAAUCGUUCGACGCAUCGAGGACGACCGCUACCAACAGGAACGCCACCAGCGCCGUCGCGUCGAUGCCUUGCGCUCCGUCAUUAGGCAUCUGGAGCCUGCAGUAGAGGUGACGGAUACGUAUGACAAAAUCCGACCCCGCAUCGAGAGGACAGAGGAGUACCGUACCCUUGACUCUGACGACCUUCGUCGCACCGCCUUUGACAAGCACAUCCGGCGCCUCAAAGAAAAGCAGGAAGAGCGCGACAAGGACCGCGAACGCAAGGAGAAAGAGAAGGAGCGCCACAGUAAACGUCCGGCAGCCGCAGAUGAACCCAGCAGAAACGGUGGCUAUGACUCCUAUCACAAGUCGCGCUCCUCGCGCCAUGAUCGUGAGCGCUCCAGGCAUCUUACUAGGACCCCUGAGCCAGAUGCGUAUGAAGCAGAGCGCCGACGUGCCGCCGGAGAGCGCGAGAGACAGUACCGUCGCCGUGAUAGUUCCGUCCACCGCUCUGACCGCGGGUCCAGGCCCGACAGUCGCCCGCCCCGACACGAGCGAGACCGUAGCUCCCGCCCCGAGAGUGUCUACGACCGUGAGCGACGCGAGCGUGAGGAGGAGCGCGAGCGGCAGUACAGAUCGAGAGGUGACGAGGCGCCGAGGGAUCGCGAUGAGUAUCGUCCCCGCCGUAGACGCGGGAUGUCGCCUGAAGACGACGAGAGAGACUCUAAGGUACGCCAUUCUUUCCUCCUUCUUCUUCUUCUUCCCUGUGCGUGUCCGCCGGCAACGCGCUAA